This is a messenger RNA of Talaromyces rugulosus, 1200 nucleotides long. RefSeq lists its product as uncharacterized. The coding region runs from base 1 to 1200 and encodes 399 amino acids. The record is from RefSeq and is a predicted model, not a curated record. Gene Ontology annotation, biological process: rRNA methylation. Gene Ontology annotation, molecular function: rRNA (adenine-N6,N6-)-dimethyltransferase activity. The transcript is spliced from 7 exons. Gene Ontology annotation, cellular component: mitochondrial matrix. Lineage: Eukaryota; Fungi; Ascomycota; Eurotiomycetes; Eurotiales; Trichocomaceae.
AUGGGCAAAAUUCAACCCAAAAAGCGCAAUAGCGCAUCCGCUGGAUCGCCAUAUACAAAAGGACUGUCCGGCGGGGUUAAAAAGAACCCGAUUUUCAAAUUCAACACCGACAUUGGUCAGCAUAUUUUGAAAAAUCCCGGUAUUGCAGAUGCGAUUGUCGACAAGGCAAACAUCAAGGAACACGAGGUGGUUGCAGAUACGUCUUACCUGUUGUCUGUCUUUGGUCCAGGAACAGGUGUUUUGACUCGACGAAUUCUCCAAAAAGCAAAGUCCUGCGUGGCGAUUGAGCUGGAUGCGCGCAUGGCCGCGGAACUCACAAAGAUGGUUCAAGGAACGCCACAGCAACGAAAGCUGAAGAUUAUCCUUGGUGAUUUCAUCAAAGUGGACCUCCAAGAUAUUGGACAUUUCGAUGUCUUCAUCUCGAAUACGCCGUAUCAGAUUUCGUCUCCUCUUGUUUUCAAGCUUCUUUCCAUGCCACGCCCGCCACGCGUUUCAGUAUUGAUGGUGCAACGCGAAUUCGCACAGCGAUUGAUCGCGAGGCCUGGCGAUAACAUGUAUAGUCGACUGAGUGUUAAUGCACAAUUUCACGCCGUCGGCAAAAACAACUUCUCGCCCCCUCCUCAAGUCGAAUCCAGUGUCGUCCGAAUCGAGCCACGCCCUGACCGACCUGAUAUCUCGUGGGAAGAAUUCGAUGGGAUGCUGCGCAUCUGCUUCAACCGAAAGAACAAAACGCUUCGCUCCAGUUUCUUUGUGAAGCAAGUCCGGGAACUGAUUGAACGAAACUGGGUUACCUGGGCGUCCAUGUUCACGGAACAAGUUAGGAAGGACGACAUUGACUUUUUGCAAGGACAGGGACAGUUGGAUGGUGCUGAUCUAUCCAUGGAGGUCGACGAUGAAAACAACGGCAAUGACAACGACAACGACGCCACGCCUCUCGAUGAAGACGAGAUUAUGCAAGACCUCAUUUUUGGUACCGAAUCAAAGCAGCAGAAAAAGGACGCGCCAAAACUGACCGGCAAGAUGGUUUCCAUCAAUGGCAUCCAAGUCGACAGAGCCCGACUGGCGCAGCUGAUCCAAGUCAAAAUCCAGCGUGCUCUGGAUAAGUGCGAACUGUCGAAUCAACGAAGUCAGAAAUGUGACGAAACGUCGUUUUUGCAAUUGUUGUAUGCAUUCAACCAGGAGGGCAUUCGCUUUUCUUAG